Messenger RNA from Uloborus diversus, 1584 nucleotides. RefSeq names its product lysophospholipid acyltransferase 5-like (gene nes). Gene Ontology annotation, molecular function: lysophospholipid acyltransferase activity; 1-acylglycerophosphocholine O-acyltransferase activity. The record is from RefSeq and is a predicted model, not a curated record. Gene Ontology annotation, cellular component: membrane. Bases 20 to 1441 code for a protein of 473 amino acids. Lineage: Eukaryota; Metazoa; Arthropoda; Arachnida; Araneae; Uloboridae. Gene Ontology annotation, biological process: phosphatidylcholine biosynthetic process; lipid modification. The transcript is spliced from 13 exons.
UAUUGUGAUAAUAUCGAACAUGGCUGUAAGCAGGGUCAGCGGUGGUGGUCCGAUCGGUUAUUUGGCCGAAAUUUUUGGAGCUUCAGAGCCCGCUCUCCGGCUAUUAUUUACAAUUUUAUUAGGUUAUCCAUUGGCUCUCAUACAUCGUCAUUUAUUGUAUGGAAAAUCUCCCAGUGUACAGCAUCUGUUUUUUAUUAUUUGUGGAUUGUCUUUAGGCAUUUUCAAUUAUGGAAUUGAUGUACUUCAUUCUGUUUUCUGCGUACUUAUUAUGUAUUUCAUUCUCAUCACCAUUGGUGGCACAUUUAAAUCAGUUGUCAUUUCAUUUACAUUUCUCAUGGGUUACCUAAUAUUUGGUUACUAUUUAACUGGAACUGAUGAUUAUGACAUCAAAUGGAGCAUGCCUCAAUGUGUUUUAACCUUGAGACUAAUUGGUCUUGCUUACGAUGUCUAUGAUGGACAAAAAGAUCCGGAUAAAUUGUCUCAUGAGCAGAAAAAGACUGCAUUGAAACAUUGUCCUUCACUGUUAGAGAUAGCUGGACACACUUAUUUCUUUGGAGGGUUUAUGGUUGGACCACAGUUUCCGAUGAAAAGGUACACAGAGUUUGUUGAAGGUUUGUGCCUUGCAAAAACAACAGAUGGUAAACCUGAUUGUGUGAAGGCUUCAAUGACUCGUUUAGGUCUCGGCAUGUUAAUAUUAUCUAUCUAUCAAGUGGGCAGUAUUUUUAUUCCUGAAAGAACUCUCGUGUCUGAUGCUUUCAUGGACUAUCAGCUGUGGAAGAAACUUCUCAUCAUAGGAAUAUGGGGGAAAAUAGCAUUAUAUAAAUACAUAGCUUGUUGGCUUAUUUCAGAGGGUACUUGUAUAUUGACUGGAAUGACCUAUAAUGGAAAAGAUAAAGAUGGAGAGCAUUUAUGGGAUGGCUGCGCUAAUGUAAAAUUGCAUGAUUUCUCAAUUACAACAACAUUUGAAGGCAUAAUCAAGUCUUUUAACAUAAAUACAAAUCUGUGGAUUGGCCAGUAUGUGUUUAAGAGAUUAAAAUUUCUUGGAAACCGUUAUAUAUCUCAAGCUGCAGCCCUGUUCUUCCUGGCAGUAUGGCAUGGCCUUCAUUCAGGAUAUUAUGUUUGUUUUCUGAAUGAAUUCAUUGUGAUGUACUUGGAAAAAGACGUGGAAGUGUUCCUAAAUACUAGACUACCCAAAGUGAAAGCUUUCUUUACUCAAAGUGCCUUGAAAUAUCCUACAAUGCUAUUUUUGAAGAUCUAUGUCGAUAUUUUCAUGGGUUAUUGUCUUGUUCCAUUUGUCCUACUUUCAUAUGACCGAUAUAUGCAAGUGUAUGGAUCAGUAUAUUUUAUUGGCCACAUCAUAUAUAUGGGUUGGCCAGUAGUAUCUCCUAUUAUAAAAUUAUUCAUUCCAAAGAUUAAAGAGGACAAAUCUAAAUCCCAGUAAAGGACUAAUAAAAAUUGGAAACAUUUGUAAGUGUUGAAAGAUUUUGUAUGAUGUUUCGGAAGGUAAUCUUUUUUUUUUCUUGUUACAUCAUUGAUCAGGUAUUUAUGUCUUGUGUAUUGUCCAAAACAUUUAUUAAUAUUUAU